AUGAGUGAAUCACCACUUUCGGAUACAUUAGAUGAUUUAUUAUACAAUGACGAUGAUAAUACAAAUUCUGAUGAUAAUAAUCAAUCAAAUGAAUAUACAAUACCUAGAACAAAUAUAUCGUCAAAUAAUGAAUUAAAAAUUAAAAUAAAAAAACGUAAAAAUGAACAAUCAUCAGAUAACAAAGAACAUAAAAGAAAAAAAAAAUCUAAAAAUCAACCAAUAUAUAUGCGUCGUAAUAUUCGUACUUUAUUAACAAAUGAUAAAUUACAAGAUGGUACAUUAACAGCACUUAAAGCUGAACAAGAUCGUCUUAAACGUCUUGAAGAAAUAAAACAUUCAUUACAAACAGUUUAUAAUCAUCAACCAACAAAUUAUAAUCAAACAUCAACAUUAACAAAAUCAAAUGAACAAGAAUGUAUUGUUUUAGAUGAUGAUGAUGAUGAUGAUGAUGAUGAUGAUGAUGAUGAUGAUGA
This is a messenger RNA of Rotaria sordida, 473 nucleotides long. The record is from the annotation of a GenBank genome assembly. NCBI's taxonomy places the organism in Eukaryota, Metazoa, Rotifera, Eurotatoria, Philodinida, Philodinidae.